This is a messenger RNA of Paraglomus brasilianum, 1152 nucleotides long. The record is from the annotation of a GenBank genome assembly. NCBI's taxonomy places the organism in Eukaryota, Fungi, Glomeromycota, Glomeromycetes, Paraglomerales, Paraglomeraceae.
AUGAGCCAAAGUUCAACACAUAACGAUUCUGAAGGGUCAACAGUGCACAAUUCUGACCAUGAGAAUAAAGGAGACAACGAUAAUAACAAUGAACGAUGGUCGUCGGCCUUUAUAACAUAUCCUUUUGUGAAUGCCGAGCCUGUCAAUAGACAACUGGCGUCGUCUUGGAGACAUAGUAACGUAGAUCGGGAAAAUGCCGAAACUGACGAUGCCAACCCAUCAUUCCCACAACCUUAUCCGCCAUCUUCACACGAGCAACCCAAUUCUGCUUACCACAUGGACACAUUUCGAGCUGAUACGCAAAGCUCUGGAAUCGGAAAUUCUGUAACAGAUUUGCAGUAUGAAAAAUGGCCACCGCCUCCAGUGUACGGUGGCAUAGAAAGUGGAAGUGGAAGCGGCAGUGGAACAGAGACCGUAAGAAAGCCUGCAAUUGUUGGAAGCACGACAAAAGUCAGACCAAGUGAUCCGCCAGAUGACACUGUUAUUGACAUUGGAGAUGAGGGGAUCGUUUACAGGGGACUUCAUAGUUUGCAGACGGACAGCCAGAUCCGUAUGGCUUUUGUACGAAAGGUAUACUUUCUCCUUGCUGCACAAUUGGCUGUGACAGUUGGAAUAUCUCUAUGGUUUAUGAAUCACACAGUAGUCCAUAAUUUUUUUAUGGAUAUUCUAUGUAUCUUGGGCACUUUCUUUGAUCGUGCUCCUAUUUUUGAUUUGGAAGAGAAAGAGCUUCCCAUUGAAUAUCAUUUUGUUGGCUCUAUUCACGCUAGCACUAUCGUAUGGAGUAGGAACAAUAGUGGAAAAGUUGUGUUGCAAGCAUUCUUAAUCACACUCGGUGUCUUUGCUGCUCUUGUGUUAUUCACGCUUCAGUCAAAGAUCGACUUUUCUUCAUGGGGCCCAUAUUUGUAUGCCGGCCUUUGGGUGGUAAUACUCGCUGGCAUUGUUGGCUGGUUAUUUCCAUUUAAUAGAGGAUUUGAUAUUGCCAUUGCCGGAUUCUCAGCCCUGCUAUUUUGUGGCUAUAUAAUUUAUGACACGUAUGAGAUAUUCAACAGACUGAGUCCAGAAGAAUACAUCUUGGGUACAAUUGACUUGUAUUUGGAUAUAGUAAAUCUUUUUAUUGCCAUCUUGACACUUUUAGGUGGUGAUUCAGGUUGA